Molecule: messenger RNA, 1098 nt
Organism: Telopea speciosissima
Lineage: Eukaryota; Viridiplantae; Streptophyta; Magnoliopsida; Proteales; Proteaceae
Exons: 2
Coding region: 1-1098 (365 amino acids)
Molecular function (GO): nucleic acid binding; RNA-DNA hybrid ribonuclease activity
Source: RefSeq, a predicted model, not a curated record
AUGUGCUAUGGCUUGUUUACUGUAAAGUCUGCCUAUUAUUUGGCUUUAUCAAAUGUGGCUUCUGACUCUGCUAGCUCUUCUGUAUCAAGUGGUGAGGUUUGGAAAAAGUUGUGGAAUUUGCCAGUGCUGCCUAAGUUGAAACACUUUAUUUGGAAAUGUUGCUCAGAUGCUCUGGCAGUUCGUUCUCUUCUUGUGAAGCGUAAUAUUGUGUCUAAUGGAAAAUGUCCCUUAUGCAAUUCUGCAGAUGAAACUGUGAUUCAUGCGUUGUUUCAUUGUAACUUUGCUGCUGAUGUUUGGCUGGCCUCCUCUUUUAGGCUUUGCACUCAGUCCCUAGCUGGGUCAUCCUUUAAGGAUAUGUUUAUGAAUUUUCUGAAGCUAGCUCCAUCUUUUCCUGAUAAAGUAGAUGCCAUUAUUCAAUGGGUAACGCUGGUGUGGCAGAUCUGGAAGGUUAGGAAUCAGUUUAUAUUUCAACAUGCUAAUCUCUCUUUGUAUGAUACCAUACAGAGUUUCUAUCGGGGUGUUCAAGAAGGAAGGCUGGGAAUAAGUGGAGAGAAGUCUAAGCCUCUUGACCCUCCUGUUCCUUUAAAUAUUGUGUUACCAGCUACUAAUACUUGUCGAUAUAAAAUUUACACUAAUGGUGUUUGGAACUCUGUCUCUUGUUUAGGUGGUAGAGGUGUCAUGGUUCGCAACUAUAAAGGAAAAUUUGUGGUGGCAAAGUGCAAGCAUGGCUGUAGCGAUUCUGCAAUGGCAAUGGAGGCUGAGGCGAUAAGGGAUGCUCUCCUGCUCGCGCGUAGUAUUAAACUAGACUGUAUUUCUAUUUUUUCAGAUUGUAAGACUCUAAUAGCUCACCUGAUUAAUGCCCACUCUUCUCUUGAUUGGGCAUCAGUGAUGGUGGUAUCGGAUAUUAGAGAAUUAGUUGGUGAAUUUUCCUCUGUUGUUUUCAUGUAUAUUCCUAAGAUGUUAAACAAGGAAGCCCAUGUGUUAGCUAGAGGGGCUUCCCUGUUAUCUAUUUCUUCUGUGUGGUGGGUUAACCCUCCUAGCUUUGUUGUAAAUCCUUCUCUUCUAAAGAGGAGGGACUUUGCUGCGUGUUUUGAAUAA